GUGAUAUUAUGGAUCCGAAGGCGUUCGCCAAGCUGACCAAGAAGCUGGCCAAGGAGCCAAGGAAGAAGAAGGAGGAGGGGUCCUCGGCGAACCAGCCUCUUGUUGAUGAGGUGCUAAAGCAGGCAGGGGCCCCCAAGGUCCCGGAGGGUGGGGACCUCUCCCAAAAACCCGUCGCUGAUUCCGGUGCUGGUGCCGGAGGCUCCCAAGACGGGGAGCUAAAGAGAAAAAAUGCCGGGAAAGGUGUCUUGCCCCCGGAGAAGAAGAAGAGGAGUGGGGGGGGCAAGGAUGCCCCCUUAGUGAUUAUCGAUGAACCUUCUUCGGGCAAGCCCUCGGAUUCCCUCCCCCAAGUGGAUCUUGACGAGGGGGCUUGGCCGCUGGAAAAGGUGCAGUUCCCAAUCAAGAAGGGGACAGCCAUUAUGCAUGGCACCCUUGACCCGAGGGAGUUCCUGAGGGGCGCCACUCCCUCGCUGGAUCGAUCAACCCUCGGCAAGUUCGAGGACGAGUCUCUCGAGCUCAAGGCCCUUCAAGCCUCGGUCACGUCGAGCAUUGCCCUCGGGGAGCUAGUCAGGAGGGCGGAACAGCGCCGUGUUGAAAGGGUGAGGUCUGAGGAGGCCAUGCGGAAGCUGAUUGCUAACAACACCGAGGCCAUCAGGCAACUGGCCGGUUUGGAGGAGGCCCUUCGGCAAUCUGAGCAGAGGCUAGAGGCUGCCAAAAAUGAGGCUAGGGCCGAGGGCAUUGCUAAUGGGAAGGCCGAAGCAGAGAAAGCUGCCGCCGAGGCCGCCCAGGCAGCCGCCGAGGAAGCUGAUAAGGCCAAAGCUGAUGCCGUCGCCAAAGCCAGCGAGGAUGCCGUUGCUUCUUUUGUUGCCGAUGGCUGGAAGGCCGAAGAGUACCAGCAGUGGGUGGCCUCGGUGGUUGAGGCUAAAGCGGAUGCCUGGGUGAAGGGCCCCGGGGCAAUGUGGCUUGCCCUGAAGGGGAAAAGUUUUUACGAGGGCGCCCAAUAUUUUACUCAGGCUAUGCUGUACCGGAGGCUGGCCCGGCACCACGGCGUAGAUCCGAAGGAGUUUCAGCCUGAAGCUUAUGGCCUCCCCCCCCCUUCUGCCGGACGUGAGGGUUCCUUUGCCCGAAGGUGAAGAAAGGGUGCUGCUCGAGGACUCGGAGCUGGCCCGAUGCGAUUCAGAUGACGACGGCGCCGAAGAAGAUACCUCCUCGAAGCCGAAAGAGGACGGAGCUGAGAAUGCUCAAGUUUAAAACUUGUUUAAGCACAACUUGUAAUAGUUAAAUAGGCUUCCGGCCCCGGCCUUAUGUUGUAAACAGAUAUCUCUUAUACUUCACUUAUUUAGUUUUGAAUGAAUGAUGUGCCUCCGGGCUUUUUGUAUGAAUGAAUGCCUCAUUUUUCUCCAAGUUUUGUUUGCCUUCGUUCCUUCUCCUUGUGAAUGUAUGC
Messenger RNA from Cuscuta epithymum, 1441 nucleotides. The record is from the annotation of a GenBank genome assembly. NCBI's taxonomy places the organism in Eukaryota, Viridiplantae, Streptophyta, Magnoliopsida, Solanales, Convolvulaceae.